Molecule: messenger RNA, 2568 nt
Organism: Symbiodinium pilosum
Lineage: Eukaryota; Dinophyceae; Suessiales; Symbiodiniaceae
Source: the annotation of a GenBank genome assembly
AUGACAACAUUUCAUGAUCCAAGAGGCGAGGUGGCAACAGCUGCUGAGCCUUAUACGCUGAGCUACAACCUCACCGCAGAGGAAGGCGCCGGUACCACGGUUGGUCUGCUGGCCAACGGUUUUCCGGAUUCAGAUAACUUCCUGCACGCGGUCGGCGCCGCCCUUACUAAACGGCUACCUGGUCUGCAGGGAGAUUUCACCGCCCGUUCGCUGGGUAUGCCGGAUGCCCCCCGUGUGCAGCUGCCACAUCCCGUGGCAGGUACAGGCGAGGCAAAUCUGCAGCGCGUGGCUGCGGAUGAAGCCGCGGCACUGGAACAGUUACACGACCUUGGCUGUACGGACGGCCUGCCAGUGGUCAUUCCCACCGCUGAGCGGGUAGAGCGUAUGGUGCUGGCCAGUGCCCAGGCGUCAGACAUGGUGCUGGGUGUUAUGGGUCCGGCCUUAGGGGUAGCAACGGUAGAAAAAGUUGCUGUUGCAGCAGUGAUGGCCGGCUGCACCGCAGAGCAUAUGCCUGUGGUGAUGGCGGCCGUACAGGCAGUGCUACAGCCUGAAUUUGAUUUAACUGAAAUGCAGUCCACCACCCACUGUACGGCGCCACUGAUUAUCGUCAAUGGACCGGCAAGAAACGAAUGUGGCGGCAUUGCCAGUGGUUUUGGCGCGCUGGGCCCCGGCCAUCGUGCUAACGCCAGCAUCGGUCGUGCGUUGCGCCUGACCAUGAUCAAUAUUGGUGGCGCGCGUCCGGGUUCAUCGGAUAUGGCGCUGCUUGGGCAUCCCGGCAAAUUCACUUACUGUCUGGCAGAAGACGAAGAACAUUCACCGUUUACGCCGCUGCAUGUUGGUCGCGGAUUUAAGCCUGAAGACAGCGUGGUGACGGUAAUCGGUGCGGAAGCCCCGCACUCGGUGAUCUACUCGGGCAAUGCGGACGAUCCUGAUGAUGCGGAGAAUCUGUUACAUCAGCUGGCGGUAGGGCUGGCCAAUAUGGCCACCAACAAUGCCGUGCUCACCGGUGGCGGGGCGGUUGUGGUUCUGAAUCCGGAACAUGCACAGAUACUGUCUCAGGCCAAUCUGACCCGUGAACACAUCGUGCAACGCCUGUGGGAGCUGACGCAUUUUCCCAAAGCACAGCUGAAACAGUAUGGCGGCUCGUUUGCCACGCGGAUAACCGGUGACGAUGAUUACCGUGCGUUUAACGCGCCAGACGAUAUUCUGCUGCUGAUGGCCGGCGGCAGUGAUGUAAUUCAGAGUGUGGCCGAUGCGCUGCAGUUCAUUUCCUAUUAUCACCCGCUGGAUUUUAUCCGUGCCAUGCGUGGUGCCUGGGAAAAAGAAGAAUCCCCGGCGGCCAAGGCGGCAUUGACCCAGGUGCUGGUGAAUUCAAAAAUGUGUGCCAUGGGCAAGCGGCCCAUCUGUCAGGACACCGGUAUUGUUAACGUGUUUCUGACCGUGGGCAUGGAUGUGCAGUGGCAGGCGGAUAUGUCUGUUGAAGACAUGAUCAACGAAGGCGUGCGGCGUGGUUAUACACACCCGGAUAAUGUCCUGCGCGGUUCGGUGUUGACCGACCCUGACGGCGCCCGCAGCAACACCAAAGACAACACCCCGGCGGUGAUUCACACCAGAAUUGUUGCCGGUGACAAAGUUGAUAUCGAAAUUGCGGCCAAAGGUGGUGGCAGUGAAGCCAAGGCCAAGUUUGCCAUGCUGAAUCCCUCAGAUGAUGUGGUGGAUUGGGUGCUCAGCGUUGUGCCCACCAUGGGCGCCGGCUGGUGUCCACCAGGUCUGCUCGGUGUAGGCAUCGGCGGUACGCCGGAAAAAGCCAUGCUGCUGGCGAAAGAGUCGCUGAUGGAGCCUCUCGACAUGCACGAGCUGCAGGCCCGUGGUGCCAGUAACCAUUAUGAAGAGAUGCGCCUGGAGCUGUUUGAAAAGGUCAACGGGCUGGGUAUUGGUGCCCAGGGUCUGGGCGGCUUAACCACUGUGUUGGACGUUAAAGUCAAAGAAUACCCAACCCACGCGGCGAACAAACCCGUUGCGGUGAUUCCCAACUGCAGUGCCACCCGCCACGUACAUUUUGAACUGGAUGGUUCUGGUCCCGCUGAGUUUGUACCACCGGAUCUGUCGGAAUGGCCGGACAUUGAAUUUGAGCUGGGUGAUGACGUGAAACGCGUCAACAUGGAUGAAAUUACCCCUGAACUGGUGCAGUCACUGAAGUCCGGCGAUACGCUGCUGUUGUCCGGAAAAAUGCUGACCGGGCGUGACGCAGCGCAUAAGAAGAUUGCUGACCUGCUCGAAAAAGGUGAGCCUCUGCCGGUCGAUUUCACCAAUCGGUUUAUCUAUUACGUGGGCCCGGUUGACCCUGUGCGCGAAGAAGUGGUUGGCCCAGCCGGUCCAACCACCGCCACCCGCAUGGAUAAAUUCACCCGCAUGAUGCUUGAGGAAACCGGCCUUGCCGGCAUGAUUGGCAAAGCCGAACGCGGGCCGGUGGCCAUUGAAGCGAUACGCGAUAACAAAGCCGUGUACAUGAUUGCGGUGGGCGGCGCUGCUUAUCUGGUGGCCAGGGCCAUUACUAAAUCAACGUGA